Oncorhynchus keta (chum salmon) is the source of this 5421-nucleotide messenger RNA. RefSeq names its product NLR family CARD domain-containing protein 3-like. Lineage: Eukaryota; Metazoa; Chordata; Actinopteri; Salmoniformes; Salmonidae. The transcript is spliced from 11 exons. The record is from RefSeq and is a predicted model, not a curated record. Gene Ontology annotation, molecular function: protein binding. Bases 219 to 3296 code for a protein of 1025 amino acids.
GGCCCUGCCUCUAAAAUGAGUCUCUCUGGGGAGAGAGAGGAGGGGGGCCCUACCUCUAAAAUGCAUCUCUCUGGGGGACAUGACAUCAAAGCUAAGAGGUUGCAGUUGUAAAUGAGAACUUGAUUGUUCCCAACUAGUUUAACCUGGUUAAAUAAAGGUGGAAAAAAAUACCAAUCAGGCAGGAGAGACCAGCCUCCCCUGUUCCCAGCUGUGUGUCCAUGAAGAGUGACGAGUCUAUGGAUCCUCCUAUCCUGUUUAGAGAGGGAGACUUUUCUACUGAACAAAGAAACCAACAGGAGAGAUCAGAGUCAGAGAUUCUCAGUGGUCAGUCUUCCCAGAGUCAUCAAACAGACCUGGCCUCCAUAUUCAGUUUGCUUGAAGAGAAAAUUAUGACAUUUGUGAAGAAUGAGCUGAAGAUGUUCAAGAGGAUUCUUAGUCCAGAACUCCCAGAAGGCUUUGAGAGUCAGAAGCAGGAUAAGGAAGUGGUGGAUGCUGAAGAUGAGCAGCAGGAGAGCAGUGCCAGAGAGGGGGCUCUGAAGAUCACACUGCACAUCCUGAGGAAAAUGAACCAGAAGGAGCUUGCUGACACACUGGAGAAAUAUUCAGAUGAGCUUGCUGUGAUUUGCCAACGUGAACUCAAAUCUAAUCUAAAGAAGAAGUUUCAAUGUGUAUUUGAGGGGAUCGCUCAACAAGGAAACCCAACACUUCUCAAUAAGAUCUACACAGAGCUCUACAUCACAGAGGGUGGAACAGGAGAGGUCAAUAAUGAACAUGAGCUGAGACAGAUUGAGACAACAACCAGGAAACAAGCAAGACCAGAGACUCCAAUCAAAUGUAACGACAUCUUCAAACCCUUAACUGGACAAGACAAACGUAUCAGAACCGUGCUGACAAAGGGAGUCGCUGGCAUUGGAAAAACAGUCUCUGUGCAGAAGUUCAUUCUGGACUGGGCUGAAGGAAAAGCAAAUCAGGAUGUCCAAUUUGUAUUUUCAUUCCCUUUUCGGGAGCUGAAUUUGAUGAAAGAGGACAAACACACUUUCAUUGAACUUCUUAAUCACUUCUCAAUGGAAACCAAACAAUCAGGAAUCUCCAUCUACAACAAGUACAAAGUUAUGUUCAUCUUUGAUGGUCUGGAUGAGUGCCGACUGCCCCUAGACUUCCAGAAGAACAAGAUCUGUUGGGACGUCACAGAGUCAACCUCAGUGGAUGUUCUGCUGACAAAUCUCAUCAAGGGAAAUCUGCUUCCCUCUGCUCUCCUCUGGAUAACUACCCGACCUGCAGCAGCCAAUAAGAUCCCUUCAGGGUGUGUUGACCAGGUGACAGAGGUACGAGGGUUCAAUGACCAACAGAAGGAGGAGUACUUCAGGAAGAGAUUCAGUGAUGAGGACCUGGCCAGCAGAAUGAUCUCACACAUAAAGACAUCAAGGAGCCUCCACAUCAUGUGCCACAUUCCAGUCUUCUGUUGGAUUUCUGCAACAGUCCUUGAACACAUGCUGAAACAUGAGAGAGAAGAGAUGCCCAAGACUCUGACUGAGAUGUACACACACCUUGUGGAGUUUCAUACCAAACAGAAGAAUGAAAAGUAUCUUGGGAAAGAAGAGACAGGUCCACACUGGAAUAAAGAGAGCAUUCUGUCACUGGGAAAACUGGCUUUUCAACAGCUUGUGAAGGGCAAUCUGAUUUUCUAUGAAGAAGACCUGACAGAGGCUGGCAUUGAUGUCAAUGAAGCCUCAGUGUACUCAGGAUUGUGCACACAGCUCUUUAAAGAGGAAUGUGUGCUGUACCAGGACAAGGUGUACUGCUUUGUUCAUCUGAGCAUUCAGGAGUUUCUGGCUGCUGUAUAUGUGUUCCUCUCAUUCAUCAACAACAAUGAGAAUCUAAUGGACAUACUGCAAACAGAAGACGAGCCUGAAGUUACUUUCUAUAACAGUGCUGUGGAUAAAGCCUUACAAAGUGAGACGGGAAACCUGGACCUUUUCCUCCGCUUCCUUCUGGGCCUCUCAGUGGAGUCCAAUCAGAAGCACUUACGAGGUCUACUGACAAAGACAAGAAUCAGCUCACAGAGCCAUGAAGAAACAGUCAAGUACAUCAAGGAGAAGAUCGGGGAGAAUCUCUCUCCAGAGAGGAGCAUCAAUCUGUUCCACUGUCUGAAUGAACUGAAUGACCAUUCUCUAGUGGAGGAGAUCCAAAGAUACCUGAGAUCAGGAAGUCUCUCAAAACCCAAACUGUCACCUGCACAGUGGUCAGCUCUGGUCUUUGUGUUGCUGACUUCAGAAAAGGAGCUGGAUGUGUUUGACCUGAAGAAAUACUCCAGAUCAGAGGAAGGUCUUCUGAAGCUGAUGCCAGUGGUCAAAGCCUCCAGAGCUGCUCUGCUGUCAGGCUGUGGAGUCACUGAGGAAGGCUGUGCUUCUCUGGUCUCAGCUCUUAAGUCAAACCCCUCACACCUGAGAGAGCUGGAUCUGAGUAACAAUGACCUGAAGUAUUCAGGAGUGGAGCUGCUCUCUGCUGGACUGGGGAAUCCCCACUGUAAACUGGAGACUCUGAGGCUGUCAGGCUGUCUAGUCACAGAGGAAGGCUGUGCUUCUCUGGUCUCAGCUCUGAGGUCAAACCCCUCACACCUGAGAGAGCUGGACCUGAGCUACAAUCACCCAGGAGACUCAGGAGUCAGACUGCUCUCUGCUGGACUGGAGGAUCCACACUGCAGACUGGAGAAACUCAAUGUGGAACAUGGUGGAGAGGACAGAAUGAAACCUGGGCUUAGAAAAUAUGUCUGUGAUCUCACACUGGACCUAAACACAGUAAACAGACGCCUCUCUCUGUCUGAGGAGAACAGAAAGGUGACAUGUCUGAGAGAGAAGCAGCCGUAUCCUGAUCACCCAGAGAGAUUUGAGGGCUGGAGACAGGUGCUGUGUAGAGAGGGUCUGACUGGCCGCUGUUACUGGGAGGUAGAGUGGAGUGGGAGCAGGACUGUUAUAGGAGUGACAUAUAAAGGAAUCAGCAGAAGAGGAAAGGUUAAUGACUGUGGUCUUGGAUGUAAUAACAAGUCCUGGAGUCUGGACUGCUAUGACAACCGUUACUCUGCCUAUCACAAUCAUAAUCCCUCUACCAUAGACGUCCGCCCCUCCAGCUCCCACAGAGUAGGAGUGUAUCUGGACUGGCCAGCCGGCACUCUGUCCUUCUAUAGAGCCUCCUCUGACACACUGACCCACCUGAUCACAUUCACCUCCACAUUCACUGAGCCCCUCUAUCCAGGGUUUGGGGUUUGGGAUGAUGGCGACUCUGUGUCAUUGAAAUAAAAACCCACACACACACACACACACACAUACAGACUGGACAAACACACACACAUGCACACACACAUUGGACGCACACACACCCUGGACACAUGGACACACACACACACACAUUGGACACACAAACACACACACACACAAUGGACACACACAUACACAUUGAAUUCACAAACCCUGGACACACACACACACACACACACACACACACACACACACACACACACACACACACACACACUGGACACACACACACACACACACAAAUGGACAAACACACAAACCCUGGACACACACACAAGCACACAUAUUGGACACACACACACACCCUGGACACACACACAAGCACACAUAUUGGACACAUACACACACAUGCUGGACACACACACACACUGGACACAUGCACACUGGACACACACUGGGCACACACACACACUGGACACAUGCACACUGGACACACACACACACACACACACACACACACACACACACACACACACACACACACACACACACACUGGACUCACACACACACACACACACACACACACUGGACUCACACACACACACACACACUGGACACACACAUGCACACACACUGGACACACACUUACACUGAACACACACACACUGGACACACACACACACUGGACACACACACACACACACACACACACACACACUGGACACACACACACACACUGGACACACACACACUGGACACACACACACGCACACACACACUGGACACACACACACUGGACACACACACACUGGACUCACACACACACACACACACACUGGACACACACACACUGGACACACACACACUGGACACACACACCCAAAACAGCAUGCGUUCUUUCCACAAGACUCCCAGUGUGACGUUAUGAGUUACAUUAAAGUAACAUUCUCAGAACAUACUGCACUUGUUUUAUACUGUUUAGAUGCAUCCUCUGUUUAUCAUCUUGUUUUAUACUGUUUUAGAUGGAUCCUCUGUUUAUCAUCUUGUUUUAUACUGUUUUAGAUGGAUCCUCUGUUUAUCAUCUUGUUUUAUACUGUUUUAGAUGGAUCCUCUGUUUAUCAUCUUGUUUUAUACUGUUUUAGAUGGAUCCUCUGUUUAUCAUCUUGUUUUAUACUGUUUUAGAUGGAUCCUCUGUUUAUCAUCUUGUUUUAUACUGUUUUAGAUGGAUUCUCUGUUUAUCAUCUUGUUUUAUACUGUUUUAGAUGGAUCCUCUGUUUAUCAUCUUGUUUUAUUCUGUUUUAGAUGGAUUCUCUGUUUAUCAUCUUGUUUUAUACUGUUUUAGAUGGAUCCUCUGUUUAUCAUCUUGUUUUAUACUGUUUUAGAUGGAUUCUCUGUUUAUCAUCUUGUUUUAUACUGUUUUAGAUGGAUCCUCUGUUUAUCAUCUUUUUUUAUACUGUUUUAGAUGGAUCCUCUGUUUAUCAUCUUGUUUUAUACUGUUUUAGAUGGAUCCUCUGUUUAUCAUCUUGUUUUAUACUGUUUUAGAUGGAUCCUCUGUUUAUCAUCUUGUUUUAUACUGUUUUAGAUGGAUUCUCUGUUUAUCAUCUUGUUUUAUACUGUUUUAGAUGGAUCCUCUGUUUAUCAUCUUGUUUUAUACUGUUUUAGAUGGAUUCUCUGUUUAUCAUCUUGUUUUAUACUGUUUUAGAUGGAUCCUCUGUUUAUCAUCUUGUUUUAUACUGUUUUAGAUGGAUCCUCUGUUUAUCAUCUUGUUUUCUACUGUUUUAGAUGGAUUCUCUGUUUAUCAUCUUGUUUUAGAUGGAUUCUCUGUUUAUCAUCUUGUUUUAUACUGUUUUAGAUGGAUCCUCUGUUUAUCAUCUUGUUUUAUACUGUUUUAGAUGGAUCCUCUGUUUAUCAUCUUGUUUUAUACUGUUUUAGAUGGAUUCUCUGUUUAUCAUCUUGUUUUAUACUGUUUUAGAUGGAUCCUCUGUUUAUCAUCUUGUUUUAUACUGUUUUAGAUGGAUUCUCUGUUUAUCAUCUUGUUUUAUACUGUUUUAGAUGGAUCCUCUGUUUAUCAUCUUGACCCAAAAUAAAAUGUAACAUUUGACAUUGUAUUUUCUGUAUCUUACUAUAUUGAAACCCCAAAAUAAAAACAGUGUUAUUGAACAUCUC